AUUCGAACGUGAGCAAGGUCAACACAAAAACUCGUCUUAGGGGCAAAUAAAAACUACAAAGACGUUGUUAAAAUGAUACACACUUUUCCGUGCUUAUUUGCCGCCUGUAUGUGUAAAUAUAGAUACCAUGACUCGCUAUUUUGUGUCCAUUAAAUUAUCUAUUGUUGAUAAAACAUUUUGAAUUGCUUCAAAUUCAGGGCCACGUCCAAUGAAAUUCCAUCCUUGGCUAAGAACGGUGCAACAAGCGGCACCUGUGGAAAUAAUUAAGGCUUGCUCCCAAUAAAAGAUUUCCAGCUGUAGAAUCCGUGUAAUCAACAAAAUGCCAUAAGUGACACCUUUAUAAUUUCUCAAUAUUCACAGAUGUCUGGCCCACCACUCAGAAAAUACCGCGAGUGGGAUGAAGAAGACAUGAAACAGGCAAUAAGAGCAAUAAAGGAUGAGAGGAAGGCUAUUUAUAAAGUAGCCAAAGAAUUCAAUGUGCCGCAAAGCACCCUGGAUGAUAGGUACAAUCAGAGGCAUACGGAAAAGGUUGGCAGGCCCACCAAACUUUCUCCGGAGGACGAGGAAGCUCUUGUAAAGUAUUCCAUGUACAUGGCCACAAAGGGCUUCCCCCUCACAGCAGGGGUGAUGAAGGCACUGGCCAAAGAAAUAGAUGCAGUAAGUAGCAAAGAAAAGGGCGAAGCUCCUAGGUUUGGCGGAAAGUUGCCAGGAAAGCGGUGGUGGUCGGCGUUCAGACGCCGCCACCCCGAGAUAAGUUUAAGAUCACCGGACAGUCUGGACAGAGCGAGGGCGGCUAUGAGCAAUGCCAGAGUGGUGGAAAAACACUUUGAGCAACUCGGUCAGUUAUUGUCCGAGAACAAGUUACACGAUCGGCCGUUCCAGGUAUACAAUGCCGAUGAAACUGGCAUGAGUAUGGAUGCGCGGAAAUCUCGUGUCGUCGUACCGACAGCAUCCAAGCGAGCCCCAUCCAUACGGUCAGGAGGGAGAGACCAUAUUACAGCAAUGUCCUGCGUGAGCGCAGCAGGAGCGGUGGUUCCCCCAAUGAUUGUCUUCAAUAGGGCCAUGCCGUCUGGCAAGUUCUCAGAAGGAGGACCCCCAGGGGCGCUGUACGCUUGGUCCGAAUCAGGCUUCAUAAAUAAAGAGCUGUUUGAGGAGUGGUUCUUCAAGAUUUUCUUGGUCCAUUGUCAUAAAGAGAGGCCAAUCCUGCUGAUAGUGGAUCAGCACAGUAGCCACCUGUCCCUAAAGGUACUGAAGACAGCAAUGGAGCAAAACAUCAUAAUCUAUGGUCUCCCGCCCCAUACGUCCCACUUUACCCAGCCCCUGGACGUCACUGUGUUUAGUUCUCUGAAGACAAAGUGGGCGACGACUUUGGAAUCGCUACAGGCCGCCGACACAGGGUUCCAAGUCAGGAAGACAACGUUUCCAAAGAUCUUUGCCUCCGUACAAGAUCUUACCUUUACACCUGAGAACAUCAAAUCAGGUUUUAAGAAGACCGGUAUCCUCCCCUAUGACAAGAGCGCCAUUGAUAGCAUAUGGACCAACAUGUCCCCUGAAACUAAGUCUGCUUCAGGAGAAGCUACAGCUGCGGGUACCGAAAGUGCAAAUGCUGAAUCUGCGUCAGAAGCGGAGUUGGAGAAGAAGGAGGAAGAUGAAAAGAUGAAAAAAGCCAAAGCCGAAGAGAGAAGGAAGAGGGCAGAGCUAACACGACUACAACGAGAAGCAAAGGCAAAAGAGAGAGAAGACAAGAAGAGAAAAAGGCAAAUGGAAAAGGAGAAUGAAGAGAAAGACAAGGAAAUGGAUAAGGAGGAGGAAGAGAAUGAAAUGGAUCCGCAAAAAGAGGAGGAUGAGAGAGAGCAGAACGGGAAAUGCCAGGGAGACGGUUCAAAACGUCGACGAAUCAAAAAAAGGGAUUCCUGUUACGAAUAUGACUUUUAA
Messenger RNA from Branchiostoma belcheri (Belcher's lancelet), 1935 nucleotides. RefSeq names its product tigger transposable element-derived protein 1-like. Gene Ontology annotation, cellular component: nucleus. The transcript has 2 exons. NCBI's taxonomy places the organism in Eukaryota, Metazoa, Chordata, Leptocardii, Amphioxiformes, Branchiostomatidae. Gene Ontology annotation, molecular function: DNA binding. The record is from RefSeq and is a predicted model, not a curated record. The coding region runs from base 361 to 1935 and encodes 524 amino acids.